UGCUUCACAUGUAGUUGUCUCUCUUGUGAAAAACUAUCCAAACUAUCUGAUUAUAAAUCUAGAUAAGCUCGAUUACUGUGCAAGCUUGAAGAAUCUUGAAACCGUCUCUGAGAAGGAAAACUACAAGUUUAUCCAGGGAGAUAUUUGUGAACCUGAUUUUAUAAAACAGCUCUUUGAAACUGAGAAAAUAGAUAUAGUCCUUCAUUUUGCAGCCCAAACACAUGUAGAUCUUUCAUUUUGGCAUGCCCUGGAAUUCACCUAUGUGAACGUUUAUGGCACUAAUGUGCUGGUUGCUGCUGCGCAUGAAGCCAACGUGGAGAAGUUUGUCUAUGUUAGUACAGAUGAAGUGUACGGAGGCAGCACUGAUGAGGAAUUUGAUGAAUCCUCGCCAAAACGUCCAACAAAUCCCUAUGCCUCCUCUAAAGCAGCUGCAGAGUGUUUUGUUCAGUCUUACUGGGAAAGGUACCAAUUCCCAGUUGUCAUCACACGGAGCAGUAAUGUUUAUGGACCACACCAGUAUCCAGAAAAAGUUAUUCCGAAGUUUAUAUCUUUGUUGCAACACAACAGAAAAUGCUGUAUUCAUGGUUCUGGACUUCAAAGAAGGAAUUUCCUUUAUGCAACUGAUGUAGUAGAAGCAUUCCUUACUGUCCUGAAGGAGGGGAAGCCAGGUGAAAUUUAUAACAUUGGAACUAACUUUGAGAUGUCCAUUGCCCAGCUUGCUAAGGAGUUAAUCCAUUUAAUAAAAAAGACCAGUUCAGAAUCUGAAAUGGAGCACUGGAUGGAUUAUGUCAAAGACAGACCUACCAAUGACCUGAGAUACCCAAUGAACUCGGAAAAAAUGCACAAUUUAGGAUGGAGACCUAAAGUGCCUUGGAAAGAAGGAAUAAAGAAAACAAUUGAAUGGUACAAAGAAAACUUUCACAACUGGGAAAACUCAGAGGCAGCUCUGGAGCCCUUUCCUGUGACAGAGCCAUUUGCACAGCUCAGUGGUCCAUAGGGUGGCAGAGAACCUGAAGGAGUUUAUUCUACCUCAUAUGGUCUUUUCUUCAAAGCUUGCGAUGAAGUGGCCACACUGAACUCUUAAUGUAUUCAAGAUACAUGAACCAUGGAUACAGUGCAGCGCAACUUUGGAGGGGUUUCAGCACUUUAUAACUUCAACCUGUUAAUUUCAGCUUUUGGUGCAAUACUAUAUUCUCACUAGGUAUUGAUUUUUAAAGAACUGUAUAGGGUGAAGAA
This is a messenger RNA of Antrostomus carolinensis (chuck-will's-widow), 1236 nucleotides long. It is a transcript of the gene TGDS, whose product is annotated as TDP-glucose 4,6-dehydratase. Gene Ontology annotation, biological process: nucleotide-sugar metabolic process. NCBI's taxonomy places the organism in Eukaryota, Metazoa, Chordata, Aves, Caprimulgiformes, Caprimulgidae. Gene Ontology annotation, molecular function: dTDP-glucose 4,6-dehydratase activity. The transcript is spliced from 11 exons. The annotation marks the transcript as partial. The record is from RefSeq and is a predicted model, not a curated record.